Molecule: messenger RNA, 756 nt
Organism: Aspergillus tanneri
Lineage: Eukaryota; Fungi; Ascomycota; Eurotiomycetes; Eurotiales; Aspergillaceae
Product: Fig1 domain-containing protein
Exons: 2
Coding region: 1-756 (251 amino acids)
Biological process (GO): conjugation with cellular fusion
Cellular component (GO): mating projection tip; membrane
Source: RefSeq, a predicted model, not a curated record
AUGAAUCCACCAGCUGUUCUUCUCGCCGGAUGCACCUCCUCCAACGGCCUGAGCAAUGUCUAUCUGGUCUCCCUUCAAUACAGGAAUGCCAGCACUUCGAGCCCAAGCGACCCCGUGUUGGUAAACCCCGGCAUUGUAGAAAAAGUCUAUAAUGUAUCGCAGCCCCGCAAUGACACAAUUCUGGAAGUGCGGGCGGGGUACAUGGGUCUCUGUCUGACCCGGAGUGACGGUGCGCGAUUCUGUUCCAGCAGUGCUGCGGCGCUGGCCAGCAUGGUCAAGGCAGAGAGAAUACAGGGCAGCAAUGACACUGCCAAUCCACUGAAUCUGAUUUGGAUUGCGAAGAAUUUCAAAGACACGAUUGUUUUUGAUGGUUUGAUAUUUAUAGCUGUCGUCCUGACCUUCCUUUGCUUUAUUCUAUUAUCAACUUUUCCUGGAUGGCAUGAAGAAAUCGGGGAGGACGGGUCAGAGCGCGAAGUCAAGCCCUUCCUUUUCCGGGCUGCACUGGGGUUGGGUGCACUGGGGUUCAUAUUCGGAUUGGACUCAAUUCUCUGGCAGCAUGUCAAUAGCAGUGCUGCAGGAACCAUGUCUGAGAGACUCACGUAUGGGGCCAUCGAGAGCCAUGUUGGGAUGGCGGCGAUGGUUCUCGGAUGGGCUGCGGUGGUCUGCAUGGCGAUUGUUGCUCUGGCGUUGCUGGUUAUGGUCAUGAGUGUUAGCCUUAUUCGUCAGUUGAUGGAUGAAGAGUUGGGUUUUUUUUGA